CCCCGCCCGCCCGCCACGUACGUCUCCCGUCCCGGCUCCUUUCCAUGGUUCCCGGCGUGACUGGAGCCGCCCGCCGCCGCCGCCCCCGCAGCGCGGCGCCGACCGCCGGUGGGAGGAUGCCGCAGCGUGCCGGGGGCUGACCCGCGGAGCCACCGGCCGCGGAGAGCGGGACCCCCGCCGCCCACCCAUGGUCCCCGCUGGCCGCCGGGGCAGCCCCCCGUGAGGAGGGCAGCGGGCACAGCAGCACCGUGGCCGCCGUGCCCCCGCCGUGCCCCCACCAUGACGAGCCUCUUCCGCCGGAGCAGCAGCAACGGCGGCUCCCGCGGCGGCUCCUCCGCCCAGGAGCUCAACAACAGCCGCCCCACCAGGCAGGUCCGACGGCUGGAGUUCAACCAGGCCAUGGAGGACUUCAAGACCAUGUUCCCCAACAUGGACUACGACAUCAUCGAGUGCGUCUUGAGGGCCAACAAUGGCGCCGUGGACGCCACCAUCGACCAGCUCCUGCAGAUGAACCUGGACGGCAGCGGCUGUGACGACAGCUCGGACUCGGAGGACAGCAUCCCCCCCGAGAUCUUGGAGCGGACCCUGGAGCCGGAUAGCUCGGAUGAGGAGCCCCCUCCCGUCUACUCCCCUCCUGCCUACGAGAGCCAGGCGUUCAGCAGCCGCUACCCCCGUGCACCGCCCACCCCCCCCCCGGGGACGGACGUGCCAGGCCCCGGCAGCACCCCGGCACCCGGGCACUACAGGAACUGGAACCCACCGCUCCUGGGCAACCUCCCCGAGGAUUUCCUCCGCAUCCUGCCCCAGCAGACGGCCAGCACGCAGGGCUCCCACGGCUGCCGGCAGCCCCUGCCGAGGGGGCUCGUCCCGCGGGGCCAGGGCUCCCUGGAGCAGGAGCGGCGCUGGAAGCAGUACCUGGAGGACGAGCGGAUCGCGCUCUUCCUGCAGAAUGAGGAGUUCAUGAAGGAGCUCCAGAGGAACCGGGAUUUCCUCCUUGCCCUGGAGAGAGAUCGAUUGAAAUAUGAGUCCAAAAAAUCCAAGUCGAGCAGUGUUGCUGUCAGCAACGACUUUGGGUUCUCCUCCGUAUUAUCAGGUGAUGUAGCCCCCUCUGUAACCAGCGAGGCCGGCGGUGCCGUGUCUGACGAUGCCUUAUUCCGAGACAAAUUGAAACACAUGGGGAAAUCCACGCGCAAGAAGCUGUUUGAACUCGCCAGAGCCUUCUCCGAGAAGACGAAGAUGAGAAAAUCAAAAAGAAAACACUUGUUGAAGCACCAGGUGAUGGGGACGGCGGCUUCCACGGCAAAUCUCCUGGACAACGUGGAAGGCCAUGGAUAUGAUGAAGACUUCCAAGCACGGAGGCAACAGCUCCGGGAGGAGGAGGAGACGCCGAAGGAAGGGCAGUAAAUGGUCCCAGCACUGGGGUUUCUUGCUGGCACAGGACGUGCAGGAGGCUUCAAGAGGAGAUGGCUGGAAAAGAGAAAAACCCACCCAACAAAUCACCCAGAUUUUGGCUGUUCCCCCUCCACUGCUGUACUCCUCCGAAGUACAAGUAUUGAAGUGAGGCACAGUGUUUUCUUACCAGCGGUUUGAAAACAACGUUUUCUAUCCAGAAAAUCAGCCAAAAAGGAAAAAAAAAAAAAAAGAAAAAAAAAGGAAAAACAAAGUGGGCAGCUGCUGCGAGCGGCUGUGGAGGAGCCAGCGGAGCUCAGAGCGGGGAGGAGCAGGCCCGCCUGCUCUCUCGGUCCGAGGAGGAAUGAAAUCAGUCGUACUAACGAGGAUCCAUUCACACGUGGGGUCUGCGGGGCCGGAGCACUCCUGAACAUAUCUGUAGUGGUCUGAUGCAACUUCACUCUGCGCACACCGGAACAAAAACCACGUGAGAAAGGGAAGCUAACAGCCGUUGUCUAUUAUUGCUAGGAGUAAUGAGCAGAGAUUCAGAUCAGGUAAUAGUCAAAUAAUAUAAAUUGUUUAUAAAGGAAAGGCCUUCUUUUCCUAGGCGUUUCACUUUGAAUUAAACCUUUGCCUUCAGCAUUGCUACAACUGCCUUGAAGUUGGGACGCUUUGUGCCGCCGCGGGGCAGCACCAAGGGCUGGAUUUCGCACCAGUUUAACCCUCUCUGAUGGAGCAGGACACGACCCACGGGGUUUGGGGUGCUGGGGGUGGACCUGGAGCCUGGAAGCUUCAGCGAUGCCCCCGCUGUAGGUGAGAGGCAAAGCCCAAGCCGGGUGUUUGCAAGGCUGGUGGAGGUGUUUUCAGCACGGAGAGUUUGUACAAGGGCUUGGGGACACUGCUGGGUCUGGUGUGGGGCAGGAGCAGAGCCCCUUCCUCGUGCCCACAGCGCCGGAGUCGCUGCAGCUCUCGGAGAUGCUGUCAGGCUAAAAAUAAUUACAUAAACAAAUUCCUUCGCUGUGUAA
Molecule: messenger RNA, 2414 nt
Organism: Myiozetetes cayanensis
Lineage: Eukaryota; Metazoa; Chordata; Aves; Passeriformes; Tyrannidae
Gene: CUEDC1
Product: CUE domain containing 1
Exons: 12
Coding region: 280-1404 (374 amino acids)
Molecular function (GO): ubiquitin binding
Source: RefSeq, a predicted model, not a curated record